This is a messenger RNA of Mus caroli (Ryukyu mouse), 750 nucleotides long. The record is from RefSeq and is a predicted model, not a curated record. Lineage: Eukaryota; Metazoa; Chordata; Mammalia; Rodentia; Muridae.
AUGGCAAUUCUCCGUGGUGUAGAAAUUGGACAGCAAACCGCCUCCCCUGCCCCUGGGUAUGACUCCGGGGCUCGGAGCACUGCGCACGGCCUAACCCAACUCCACCGCCCACCACCCCCUCAGCCCACCAACCCCAACGCGGGUCCCGUUCGCUCCCGGGGUCUUUUUCUCCGCGCUCCUAACCCCGACCUCACACCCCGAUGGAGCCCGCUGUUCGGCCUGAGCGCCACCCCGCUCAGUCCCCCGGCCGCCCUGCACUCCCGCAGUGCCCCGACCCCGCGUCCCGCACCCUCCCCACCGCCACCCCGCCGCUCCCGCCCGCGCCCCGCCCGCAGGCCCCGGGCCCGCUCCCCAACAUGGCGACGGGGACACGAGCGCGGCGGCGGGUGGGGCGGCUGCGGGCCCGGGCCGCACUCGGGCCGAGCAGCACGGCCGCCCGGCGCCAUCUUCGCGCGCCGGGCCCGGGCGGCGCCUCCUCCCCACGAAGCCAACCGGGCCCGGCCCGGGACGCCCGGCAGGCCCACCCCUUACGGGCCAGCGUCGCCGUCGCCUCACCUGAGCGCGGCCCCGGCCCUCCCGGGCGGGCCUCGCAGCGCCGGCCCGGGCCGUGCGUGCCCACCGCCCUCGGCACGUCUGUCCACCCGUCCUCGCGUGUGCCCGUCUGUCCGGCCGUCGGCGCCCGGCCGCCCGCAGCCCGACCCGGCAGGGCCUCAGGGAGCCGUUCCCUACUCUGUCCCACCACCACCUUAG